GGAUUGGGUCCCUGAAGUAAUUCUGCGCUGGGUGGUGGUCGAGAGGGUUUGCUGAGUGAGCUGGUUAAGACUACUUAGAAAAACACCAUCACUCUCCCUUCCUCAUGGACGUUUUCCUCAUCGCUUCUGAGCCUGGAGCCCCAAGUAGAGCCAGAAUAGUUCGUACCCGUACUUUUCACGUAACUCGGCCGAGGUUGUCUUUCCCUGAGCUUUUCGGCGGGCCCAGAUGUGCAGAUUUUGGGGCAACGUGGGAGAGGAGUUAAUUUUCUUGGCACUCUUCUGCCUUGUACACUGAACCACAGCCUGAAAAUGAGUGUUCUGUCAGCGGCGUUCCCUGAGUAGCUGGAGGCCCUACUGCUCACGACCCUGCAGAAGUCGAAACCCCUGCCUCUCAACGUUUUGGGCCAGUGAAAGCAAGUUCCUUGUGCUCUUAGGAUCAUCCUAAAAUUGAGAUAAAAUGGAGAAAGAGAGAGAGAAACGUCACCAGAAAUAAGUUUUUAAUUUUUAGAAAAAUUAGCUCAUUUGUUUAUCUUCGGCGGCUGGCCGGUAAGGGGAUUCGAACCCUUGACCUUGGUGUUAUUUGCACCACGCUCUCCCAAAUUUUAUCCUGAUGGGUGACUCAAACCCACUCCUCUCCCUUGAUGGAGACCCCGUGGCUGUGGAAGCCUUGCUCCGGAACGUGUUUGAGAUUGUUGUGGAUGAGGCCAUUCGGAAAGGGAGCAGUGCCUCUGAGAAGGUCUGCCAGUGGAAGGAGCCGGAGGAGCUGAAGCAGCUGCUAGACUUGGAGCUGCGGAGCCAGGGGGAGUCGCAAGAGCAGAUCCUGGAGCGGUGUCGGGCUGUGAUUCACUACAGCGUCAAGACUGGUCACCCUCGGUUCUUCAACCAGCUCUUCUCUGGGUUGGACCCCCAUGCUCUGGCUGGGCGCAUCAUCACGGAGAGCCUCAACACCAGCCAGUACACAUAUGAAAUCGCCCCUGUGUUUACACUCAUGGAAGAGGAGGUGCUGAAGAAACUCCGGGUCCUGGUGGGCUGGAGCUCUGGGGAUGGGGUCUUCUGCCCUGGUGGUUCCAUCUCCAACAUGUAUGCUGUGAACCUGGCCCGCUAUCAGCGCUACCCAGAUUGCAAGGAGAGGGGCCUCCGGGCACUGCCGCCCCUGGCUCUCUUCACAUCUAAGGAGUGUCAUUACUCCAUCAAGAAGGGAGCUGCUUUUCUGGGACUUGGCACUGAUAGUGUCCGAGUGGUCAAGGCUGAUGAGAGAGGGAAAAUGAUCCCUGAGGAUCUAGAGAGGCAGAUUAGUCUGGCCAAGGCUGAGGGUGCUGUGCCAUUCCUGGUCAGUGCCACCUCUGGCACCACCGUGCUGGGGGCCUUUGACCCCCUGGAGGCAAUUGCUGAUGUGUGCCAGCGUCAUAGGCUGUGGCUACACGUGGAUGCUGCCUGGGGUGGGAGUGUCCUGCUGUCACAGACACACAGGCAUCUCCUGGAUGGGAUCCAGAGGGCUGACUCCGUGGCCUGGAAUCCCCACAAGCUUCUCACAGUGGGCCUGCAGUGCUCUGCUCUUCUUCUCCGGGACACGUCGAACCUGCUCAAGCGCUGCCAUGGAUCCCAGGCCAGCUACCUUUUCCAGCAGGACAAGUUCUACGACGUGGCUCUGGACAUGGGAGACAAGGUGGUACAAUGUGGCCGUCAUGUGGACUGUCUGAAGCUGUGGCUCAUGUGGAAGGCACAGGGCGGGCAAGGGCUGGAGCGCCGUGUCAACCGGGCCUUUGCCCUUGCCCGGUACCUGGUGGAGGAAAUGAAGAAGCGGGAGGGGUUUGAGUUGGUCAUGGAGCCUGAGUUUGUCAACGUGUGUUUCUGGUUUGUGCCCCCCAGCCUGCGGGGGAAGCAGGAGAGUCCAGAUUACAGCAAAAGGCUGUCUAAGGUGGCUCCCAUGCUCAAGGAGCGCAUGGUGAAGGAGGGCUCCAUGAUGAUUAGCUACCAGCCCCAUGGGCCCUGGGCCAACUUCUUCCGUAUGGUGGUGGCCAAUCCAGCGCUGACCUGUGUGGAUAUUGACUUCCUUCUCAAUGAGCUGGAGCGGCUAGGCCAGGACCUGUGAGCCUUCUCCUUCUCAUAGCGGCCUUGACAAGGCCCCUCACCGUCUCUGUGCUCCUCCCUGUGCUCUCAAGAAUAACCUUUUUAGGACACAAAGUGGUCUUAAUGAUGUUGAUAUGCUUUGACCCACUAACUCUUCUAACUUAAUGUUUGAUAUUAGGAGAAUAUUUAAGUAGACUGUAGUGUGAUGGAAUAUUAUUCUGCCAUUAAAAUUAUGUUUACAAAGAAAAUUUUUAUUGAUAGAAAAAAUGACUUUAAUAUAAUGUUAUGUUGAAAAGCUGGAUAUAAGACUUUAUAUAUAGUAAUAUCUGAGCUAUAUUAUAAAAUACAUAGGAAAAGACUGAUGACGUGAAAUAUGCCAAAAUGUUAAUAGUUUUCCCUGGGACAGGACAAUAGGCAGUUUUGAAAUCUACUCUUUUAUACCUUUUGUUCUCUCAACCUGUUAUUAUUGUAAUGAAUAUGCAUUACUUUU
Cynocephalus volans (Philippine flying lemur) is the source of this 2560-nucleotide messenger RNA. RefSeq names its product cysteine sulfinic acid decarboxylase (gene CSAD). The record is from RefSeq and is a predicted model, not a curated record. Gene Ontology annotation, molecular function: sulfinoalanine decarboxylase activity; pyridoxal phosphate binding. Gene Ontology annotation, biological process: taurine biosynthetic process; carboxylic acid metabolic process. NCBI's taxonomy places the organism in Eukaryota, Metazoa, Chordata, Mammalia, Dermoptera, Cynocephalidae. Bases 611 to 2092 code for a protein of 493 amino acids. Gene Ontology annotation, cellular component: cytoplasm. The transcript has 15 exons.